CCGGAACGCACCCGCACCCCGGGAGAGAAGGCGCACGCGGGGAAGGAGACCCGGCGGAGUCGGGAGGGCACUGACCGGCCGCCGAGACACAGGGCAGAGAGCUGAGUUUGCAGAGCAACUGAUUCCAAUUAACCUGAAUUCCAAAGAAGGACAGGAGCCUCCAAGAAGAAAUGGGACACAGGCGCCAGCACGCUUGUGAAGCAGGGGGAAGACGAGGCCUCCAUCCUGACAGUUACAAGAUGAAGAACCACAGGACAAGAUACUGCAACCUGUCAGCAAAGCAAUUAAGCGGAACCGACUUAAGAUGGUAUUUAAAAAAUUGUCGCUCUUGAAGCUGCUCAAGAGCUCGAACCCCCGGAUCCAAGAACUGCAUAAGUUGGCCAAAAGGUGUUGGAAUUCACUGCUCAGAGUUCCGAAAAUCCUUGGGAUCUCCGCCAGGAGCAGCAAUGUCUGCGAGACGGUGAUACGAGAGAAUGAAGAGCUCCCAGGGGCCACGUGCCUGGAGGAGACACCAGAAUCCAGGAAAUCACAGCCCACAGGGGAGCUCAAGCUGGAGCUGGAGGAGACGAACAAGGCACAGCAGUCAUCCGGAGCUGUGCCCCAGAGUGAAGAGAAGGUGGAGCCCGAGCUCCCAAGGACAUCGAAGGAUCACGACCUGACCACUUUCCCCGGAGCCCAGGGAAGGCAGUCGCCUAACGGAGACCUCCGCCUCGUCUUCCUGAAGACCUACCAGCACAAAACUCCCGCGGGGGACAAGCAGCAGCCCGAGGCAGCUGAGCAGUGGGUCUGGUUUGAGGGGCUGCCCACACGAAUCCAUGUCCCGGGGCCUCGAGUGAUGUGCCGAUCGUCAACCCUGCGCUGGGUCAAGCGCUGCUGCACCCGCUUCUGCUCUGCAUCACUAGAGCUGCCCAUGUGCCACGUGUACAGAGUGUGACGACACCACUGCCAGGUGGUGUGGCCUUGGACCGGAGCCAGAGGGGUGAGGCGACAACGGAGAUGGCAAAAUCAUCUGAGCAGGAGGGGUGGGCGGGAAAAUUCACGAGUCUACAAAUAAAAUCUCCCAUAGGGAA
This is a messenger RNA of Hyaena hyaena (striped hyena), 1070 nucleotides long. RefSeq names its product TP53 target 5 (gene TP53TG5). NCBI's taxonomy places the organism in Eukaryota, Metazoa, Chordata, Mammalia, Carnivora, Hyaenidae. The record is from RefSeq and is a predicted model, not a curated record. The transcript is spliced from 6 exons. The coding region runs from base 305 to 934 and encodes 209 amino acids.